ACUCUCUGCACUCACUCUUCAGUUCACCCAUUUUUCUAAUCUCUCUCUCUCUCUCUCUCUCUCCCUCUCUCUAAUCUCUGUAUGAAGAUGAGAGAAAGCAGAUUCCGAUUGCCAUUCUUGAUAUUGGCGGUUAGUUUACUUUGCGUGGCGGAUGCAGCGACGGAGACGAUACAUUUUGACACUGGAGGACUGAGCCGAGAAAGUUUUCCGAAGAAUUUCGUAUUCGGAACGGCGACGUCGGCUUAUCAAGUUGAAGGAAUGGCGGAUAAGGACGGUCGUGGACCUAGCAUUUGGGAUGAAUUCGUUAAAAUUCCUGGGAUUAUUGCCAAUAAUGCCACAGGAGAGGUGUCAGUGGACCAGUAUCACCGCUACAAAGAAGAUGUAGAUAUCAUGGCAAAUUUGAACUUUGAUGCAUACCGGUUCUCAAUUUCAUGGUCCAGAAUAUUCCCAAAUGGAACUGGGGAAGUGAAUUGGAAGGGUGUUGCAUACUACAAUAGAUUGAUUAACUACAUGCUCAAAAAAGGUGUUACUCCAUAUGCAAAUCUUUAUCACUAUGAUCUUCCCCUGGCACUUGAGAAGAAGUAUAAUGGAUUAUUGAAUCAUCAAGUAGUGAAUGACUUUGCUGACUUUGCGGACUUUUGUUUCAAGACCUUUGGGGAUCGAGUAAAGAACUGGAUGACAUUCAACGAACCUAGAGUUGUAGCUGCACUUGGAUAUGAUAAUGGUUUUUUUGCUCCUGGAAGAUGCUCCAAAGCAUUUGGAAAUUGCACAGUUGGCAAUUCAGCAACCGAGCCUUACAUUGCUGCUCAUAAUCUUAUUUUAUCUCAUGCUGCUGCAGUUCAAAGAUACCGUAAUAAGUAUCAGCAAAAGCAAAAGGGGAGGAUAGGAAUUCUCUUAGAUUUUGUGUGGUAUGAACCUCUUACCAGAUCAAAAGCUGACAACCUUGCAGCUCAAAGAGCAAGAGACUUUCAUGUCGGAUGGUUUCUUCAUCCCAUUGUCUAUGGUGAGUAUCCAAAAACUAUACAGAAUAUUGUAGGUAACAGGCUACCAAAGUUCACUCAAGAAGAGGUUAAAAUAGUGAAGGGCUCAAUUGAUUUUGUGGGUAUCAACCAGUAUACCACUUACUACAUGUUUGAUCCACAUCAACCAAAACCAAAGUACUUGGGCUAUCAGCAAGACUGGAAUUGUGGAUUUGCUUAUGAAAAGAAUGGAGUGUCAAUUGGUCCAAGGGCAAAUUCUUAUUGGCUUUACAAUGUACCAUGGGGCCUCUACAAGGCUUUGAUAUACAUAAAAGAGCGCUAUGGAAACCCAACAGUGAUAUUAUCUGAAAAUGGCAUGGAUGAUCCGGGUAACGUAACACUUCCCAAGGGAUUGCAUGAUACCACUAGGAUCAACUUCUACAAAGGCUAUUUGACUCAACUGAAGAAAGCAGUUGAUGAUGGAGCCAAUGUGGUUGGAUAUUUUGCUUGGUCGUUGCUCGACAACUUCGAAUGGAGAUUAGGCUACACUUCAAGGUUUGGCAUUGUCUAUGUUGAUUAUAGCAACCUAAAGAGGUAUCCCAAAAUGUCUGCUUACUGGUUCAAGCAACUGCUCACGCGUAAAGAACAUUAGCCGGUCUGUGUCUUUUGGAAUUUAAGUUUGCUUAGAGAAUAAGGUUUUGUUUUGAAGUAAUUAAUCCUUAAUGAAUUUGAAUUUGACUGUUUAAGCCUCC
Manihot esculenta (cassava) is the source of this 1711-nucleotide messenger RNA. RefSeq names its product beta-glucosidase 44. Gene Ontology annotation, molecular function: beta-glucosidase activity. NCBI's taxonomy places the organism in Eukaryota, Viridiplantae, Streptophyta, Magnoliopsida, Malpighiales, Euphorbiaceae. Bases 82 to 1611 code for a protein of 509 amino acids. The transcript is spliced from 11 exons. Gene Ontology annotation, biological process: carbohydrate metabolic process. The record is from RefSeq and is a predicted model, not a curated record.